AUGGCGAGAUUCUCCAUCACGUUUUUAUGGAUAGCAGCAGCGUCGAUAUCAGUUGAAGCAACCGGGCCAAAGGAAGACAUGGUUUUAAGGAACUUUCAAAAUAUCUUCGCUGUUUCUGUGUCCGCAAACAUAGACCUGCUGUGGGCACAGAAAACUGGCAUCAAAACCAAACUGAGAUGUGCGUCUGCCUGUAUGGAGCUCGGAUGUAGUUGUGGCUCAUUCCUAUAUGACGGUCCGAGUGGUGGAAUUUGUUAUAUGUUCUCCAAGACUCUGAGCAGUGGAUCAGGAAACAUCAAUGGGGCCAACAAGAGCACAGAAUGCGUCCUACCCAAAGCUCUAUCGAAUGCUAUCCUGCUGGACUACACGGGGUGUACUGCUACAUAUGACUGUGAAUUUGGGUACACAUCUGAAGCGUCCAAAGACCCAGGAAAGCUCAUCUGUCAAACAAACGAAACUUGGGGUCCAAGCGACUACGCAUGCGUGGAAAUACCAUGUCCACCUCCGGAAACUUUAAAGGAUGGAACUUCGGAAGUGACGUCAUUACAGGUGGGAGGAGUCGCUAUCUAUACCUGUAACAGUGACUACAUCAACAGAGGCGGGUCGGAGGACACACUGACGUGCAAGUUGGGAGGGGCGUGGUCAGGUCACAUUGACAUGAGCUGUUUUCCCGUCAAAGUCAUGUACACAUUCAACGUGAGGACUUCAGAUAAGAAGGACGUGGGUAAAGGCAGAGAUGUGUAUGUGGUACUCACAGGACGUUACGGAACCACACGUAUUGACUUCAACAUCAACUUUCCACGCGGAACAACACAAACAUUUACAGGCUCCUUUACAGACGUCGGGAGUCUAACACGAGUGGUGGUGGGACAUAAUAGCGGUAACAGUCCCCCGUGGCGUCUUUCCUCCGUGAGCAUUAUUUUUUCCGUAUUCUAA
Molecule: messenger RNA, 933 nt
Organism: Mizuhopecten yessoensis (Yesso scallop)
Lineage: Eukaryota; Metazoa; Mollusca; Bivalvia; Pectinida; Pectinidae
Product: sushi, von Willebrand factor type A, EGF and pentraxin domain-containing protein 1-like
Exons: 6
Coding region: 1-933 (310 amino acids)
Molecular function (GO): protein binding
Source: RefSeq, a predicted model, not a curated record